Molecule: messenger RNA, 285 nt
Organism: Colletotrichum orchidophilum
Lineage: Eukaryota; Fungi; Ascomycota; Sordariomycetes; Glomerellales; Glomerellaceae
Exons: 1
Coding region: 1-285 (94 amino acids)
Source: RefSeq, a predicted model, not a curated record
AUGAACGCGACCUGCAAUGUUGAGGGUAGCAUUAAACCCGGAUAUGGAAAUUACGGCCUUGGAGUUGAUAGCGACAACGCAUGCAAGGGUUGGGAGCUAUGCACCGACGCUCGCCGGCCACCCCGCUGCCAGUCCUUUUCAUGGGAGCCGAGCGCGAACGAGUGCAGGCUAUUUGAGGUUUCAGCGGAAGCCGGAGUUGAUGGAGAGGUUGGCACAGGUAUCACAUUCUACAACAGGGAUUGCUUCGUAUACAACCCGCGACCUGGCAUGAAUACCAAGGACUAG